ACCAGCAGUCGUCUCUGCGACCCGGAGUGUCUUGAAGCAGCGCGCAGUUUACCGAAAAACUUGAAUCUGUCUCGAGUUGGAACGACUUAGGCCUCCAGAAACUCACUUAAAUGAUCAACUAUUUUUUCCGUCACCAUGGGUUCGGAGGUUAUGUGGAACCAAAGGCAUCUCUCGGAGAUUCUCCAAUCGGGAGUGGAAAGCUAUCUGUUGGCAGAAGUAAGUCUGUCUGUCCUGGGACAGAGAAUGGUCGUCAACGUAGAGCCAGACGAAGACGAUUGGAAUUGCCUUCAUCCUCUUGAUCCAAUCGACAUCGUGAAAAAUAACAGCUCAGAGUUCGAUGAUGGAAAGCCAGACAAGCAGCCGAAAGAUUCGCGGAUCUUUUCCGUCGCGAUGGACAUUCCUCGCAAGCGGAAAAAGGACAAGGAUACCGAAUCGAUAUCAUCUCUAUCUUCACCCUCAUCGGUUUUGCAGCGCUGGCGCCAGGCGGCCAAGAAGGUCCUCUGCAUGGAGGAUCCGUUCGGCUCGUUCCAUCUCGAAAAAUGCGAGACCGAGAAGGUUCUCCGUAUGCGUUACAACCCUCUCAAAAGAGAAUGGGUGAAAGACGAAAUUCUGGUGAAGAUGUCACGUGAGCCAUUCGGUCGCGGCGCGAUGCGGGAGUGUUACCGUGUCAAGCGCGUGCGUCCCUCACAUUUCCACCAUACAGUCUCCACGAAUUACGUCGCCAAGCGUUACAUCAACCCGGUCGAUCACUCCGUCUACACGGAAGAUGUGAAGCUGCAGAUGUGCGCUAAGAUCUGGGGGGAGGAAUUCAACAGACACAACCCUCCCAAGAAAGUCGAUUUCUGUCAGAUGAGCGUCAUUCAAUUCGUCGAUAGACCCGACAAACCCUACUACCACCUCGAGCAUUUCAUCGAAGGCAAAUACAUAAAGUACAACUCGAACUCCGGCUUCAUCCAAUGUGAGAACGCUCGUUUCACGCCGCAGGCAUUUUCGCAUUUCACAUUCGAGAAAUCAGCUCAUCAGAUGAUUGUCGUCGACAUACAAGGCGUCGGCGAUCUCUACACCGAUCCGCAGAUCCACUCGUUCGACGGUCUCGGUUUCAACGAAGGCAACCUUGGAGUGAAGGGAAUGUCUCUCUUCUUCCAAUCACAUGUCUGCAACCCAAUCUGUCAGUCGUUGGGUUUGACGCUUUUCGACAUGGACCAGAGCGAAAUGUCCGUCCCAGAAGUGCAGAAGAUGAUGAGUGCGAAAACAUGCGUGCGCUCCAAUUCGAGGAACAGCAACUCAUCGAUUGGCGCAGAUUCGCCGCUGCACCCCAGCUGCCUAGAGAACCUGAUCAAGCCUCGGACUCGGACCUACAGUUCUCCGCCUGAUUUGCGGAUGGCUCGGGCUCGUACGCUGAGCACGGCGUCGCGUCGCGGUCGCGAAUCCCAGGGAUCCCAGGGCUACGACUCGAAGACCCCGUCGCCGCCAGCGCACCCCGAGCUCCAUCUGAAGUCAUUCGAUGGGCCCGAGUACGAGCGUUCCCUCAGUUCUGAAAGCGAGGACGCUCUCGAUAUCGACGUCGACUCGGUCAUCGAGAGUCUAGGCUUUAGCGAGGAAGAGGAACUCCAUCGUAGCUGCUCAUCGACACGAAACGGUCGAAUGCGUUGCGACUCGGAAUGCAGCUUUCUCUUGGACGCAGAUUUCGAAAAGCAGGAAUUCCAGCGACAAAUUGAGAAAAACGCGCGUCCUUCGAGCGUAGAGCUAGAGGUAGAGCUCCGGAAACUCGAGAAUGCCAUCGAGCCGAGUAUUCUCGGCCAAAUCCAUCUCGAGCUCUGCCGUUACUAUGAGAACGGGCGUUUCAGUCUCGAAGAUGAUCCUCUAACCUACAACAAAGAAGCCGCGCUGUUCCACCUCGAUAAGGCGGCGCGAUGCGGGAACCUCGAAGGCUUACAGACGUUGGCGAAAAUGUACCAGGGCAUCGGACAUGAUCUCCUGGAGUCAGUAGAGCUGCCCGAAGAUCGCGAGAAAGCUAUCGAGUAUCUCGAAAGAGCAGCAGAAGCCGGCGACCGGGUAUGCAUAAUCCAGCUAGCUAAGAAUCUCGAUGAAGCCCUCGACUGGGAGCACGCUGCCGAGUGGUACAGCAGAGCGAUCGAGAUGGACUUCGACGAGGGAGGUGAAUACGACACUAACGGAAUGCAGGAUCCGAUGUACAGCCUGCUGGCAAGGCUCGCCGCCAUGUACGCACAAGGGGGCAACGGUCUACCCGAGGACAAAACUAAGGCCUACGAAUACUAUCAGCAGGCCGCCGAAGCGGCCAUGGCAGCAACCAAAGGCCGUUUGGCAAAUAAGUACUACGAGUUGGCGGAGUGUAUUUAAUGGAGAGAGUCUCGUCCAUUUGAUUCGGACGGGGCGGAAGAAUACGAUUGGAGCAGCAGAAUCUUCUCGAACAUCAGAUCAACAUACCAUCUUUGAAUCUAAGUGAUCAUGACGAGAAGGAUAAUGAUUCUCGAGUCGCCCCAACGCACUUCCAGGAUAAUAUUUACUGACAUUUUUCAUUAUUAUCCAUCUUCACUCGAUACUGAUGGUGAUGAGAACGACGGUGUUGGUGAUGGGUCACGAAACUUGGAACGUGCUUAGAGUUCGAGAAGUGAUCAUUUAUCUUGUCAAGUCUUGUGGCGCGACCUUCAAGACUGCGUCCCCUCCCUGAUUUCAACCGGAGGUAGGUAGAGAGCUGUAAUUUCUUCGUGUAUUGCUCGAUUCACUGAUCAAUACCGGAACUGGUUCGUAAGGCCAUGGUUUCUACAUCGUUGCGGUUGACUGGAACCUUUUAAUCUUCAACAUUAAGUUUUGCCAAUAAUAUCUACCAAAGUGAUAAAAUGGCUUCGAGAAGAGCAAAGUAUGAUAAUUAACCCACCGGAUCCCUGAAAUGAGGAGUAGGUGACAGUUUCGAUGCUCCGCCAAUAUGAACUCGAAGUACCCGAUCUCUUCAAGCCCAGAGGAGAAUUUCGUAAUCGAACUUGGGCUCGUCCAACGGUGGUGGAAAGCUCAUUAUCAUCGGUGAAUCGUCGAACCGAGUGAAGCACUCGGAACGUGAGAUAUCCUACGGCGCGCGCAAACUCGGCGCCCAAGACUUUUCUGUAAACGAACCUUCGUCUAUAACUUAUCAUAUCCAUCUUCCAAAUUCUUCGCGAGCACUCCGUAAAGUAUUAGAUUUGACAACAUUCUUCCUUGAUCCCUGAUGAUUCGAUUCAUUAUUGUUCAGAAAAAUGUGGAUACUAGCUGUGCUAAGAGCGCUAUCAACAUGAGUGAGAUACUAUCGCAACAUGAUAUUCAUCUAUAUAUGGAAGCAGAACAGUGAUGGGUAGGGAGCUCUGAUCUAUGAGAACUGAGUUAUACAAAAUAAUCUACGGAAGCCCAACUAUUUUAACCAUUCGUCGAGGCAUUCUGCCCUCCGAGUUUUCGGACUCACCCACCAAUUUUGAUGGAGUGUCUUCGAUGAUGGUGUCGAUGCACCUUCAUUGGAUGGUAUCAAGGGCCUCAUCAUCGGGGAGGAAUGAUUUCUCGAAAUGCUUCGGAUUCCCGUGGUUUGUUUUCGGAUGUCUCCAAGCAAAAGCUUUGCGAUCAUAGAUCUCCGGAGCUUUCAGUGAUCAUUGAUCAUCGACAUCGAAUGUUUCAAGCAAGAGGCGAUUUUAUAAGACUUGCGUCAUAAUAAGGAGAGGUGUCAUCUGAUUUCAUACUGUUUUUACCUCAAAUAAAACGGCGCUGGGG
Molecule: messenger RNA, 3753 nt
Organism: Galendromus occidentalis (western predatory mite)
Lineage: Eukaryota; Metazoa; Arthropoda; Arachnida; Mesostigmata; Phytoseiidae
Product: eukaryotic elongation factor 2 kinase
Exons: 4
Coding region: 136-2361 (741 amino acids)
Biological process (GO): response to differentiation-inducing factor 1; myosin II filament disassembly; protein phosphorylation
Molecular function (GO): protein binding; elongation factor-2 kinase activity; ATP binding
Source: RefSeq, a predicted model, not a curated record